Aegilops tauschii subsp. strangulata is the source of this 849-nucleotide messenger RNA. Lineage: Eukaryota; Viridiplantae; Streptophyta; Magnoliopsida; Poales; Poaceae. The record is from RefSeq and is a predicted model, not a curated record.
AUGGCGACUCCUCUCUCGCCAACCGCCGUGGUGAUGGCACUGCUGCUGGCCUUGCUGGCCGCGCUCUCCUCGGCGCACGAGGACCACCACCACGCGCCGGCUCAAGCGCCGAGCCCCGCUCACCAUCAUGGCCAUCUUGCCCCCGCGCCGAGCGCUCAUCAUCACCACGCUCCUGCCCCGUCGCCGAGCCACCACCAUCACCACCACGCUCCUGCCCCGUCGCCGAGCCACCACCAUCACCACCACGCUCCGGCCCCGUCGCCGAGCCGCCACCACCACCACCAUGCUCCGGCCCCGUCGCCGAGCCACCACCACCAUCACCACCCUCCGGCCCCGUCGCCGAGCCACCACCACCAUCACCACGCUCCGGCCCCGUCGCCGAGCCACCACCAUCAUCACCAAGCUCCGGCGCCUUCGCCGAUCCACCACCAUGCUGCGGCCCCGUCGCCGACCCACCACAUCGACGCCGACGAGCUGGACACUGCUACAAUCACGGAUGUCGACGAGCUGCACAAGGCACCAAGCCCGCACCACCACGGCCACCACGCUACAGCACCGGCGCCGGCUCACCACCACCACCAUCGCCAUCGCCAUCAUCAUCAUCACCAUGCUCCGGCGCACUCUCCGUCCUCGUCGGCAUCCGGCCCCAACCAUACCGAGCGGCUUGGCAGCGCACAAGUUACAGCGGCGGCUCACGCGCCCACUCAGCACUCCCCUGCGCCGUCACCACAUCAUCACGCGCCCGCCCCAGCGCCUGGUCCGGCAAGCUCCUCUUCCCGUCACGCCGUCUCCGGCGGAGUUGGUCUGCUCGGCGCGGUCGCCGUGUCCGCUGUUUUGUUGCUUCUUUAG